AUACAUUUUAUGGGAUUGCCUCCACUACUACCACCCCCCCACAAGUAGCAAUCAAACCCCUUUCCCUCUCUCUUUCACUGCACACAAAUUCUAGUAAUUUUUUCUGAUCAUCUUGUUAUAAUUAUUGAUCCUUUACAGAUAGAUAAGAUCAUAAAUAGGUAUUAGAUAUAGACAGAUUAGAGAAAAGACAUGCUCACUCCUCCACAGCUUCCUAGGCCUUUCCUUCUAUCAAACCACACUCAUUCAUCAAUUUCCUUAGACCUUCACACGGUUGGUGCUAUAAGCAGAAAUCUGAUCCUCUUGUUAUCCUUCAGAUUCAUUUCUCUACUGACACCUCGAUCAAAGGGAUAAAAUUUGCCACCUUUCUCAUCUAAUUGCAGAGAGAAAAAAAGAACUUGGCUUUGAUCCUAUUGUUUCUACUUACUACUACUGCUACUACUACUACUUCUGCUUUCGGUGAGGUGAAUUUAAGCCAUGGGUUUGAGUUCUAAGCAGGUUUCAAGUACAGGACUUGAUUGGAACCAGACCUUGUUGCAGGCUCAAAACUUGGAGCUCCCAAAGCCUCCUCCUAUGAGGAAACAACAACAACAACAACAACAAACUCAGCAAUCAGAACCUUUGAAGUGCCCAAGAUGUGAUUCUACUAACACCAAAUUUUGUUAUUACAACAACUACAAUAAGUCUCAGCCUCGGCAUUUCUGCAGAGCUUGUAAGAGGCACUGGACUAAAGGUGGAACUCUGCGCAAUGUUCCUGUAGGUGGUGGCAGGAAGAAUAAGCGAGUCAGGAAAUCAACCACUCCAACAACCACUGUCACCACUUCUAUUAGUACCACCACCUCAAAUGGCAACAUGGAUGCUGAAUUGAGUACCCACAUCACAAUUCCUCCUCUUUCAGUGGGUGAUCAGAAAACCAUACCCUCCUCACUCUAUCAAUCCUUGCUGCCACAACAGAAUCUGUUGAGUACCAAAGACACAGAAGGGAUGGAUGACUAUUGAUAUGGGGUCUGCUCCAGCACAACUGAACUGACAGAAUGUGAUGGAAGAUUCGUGUGGAUAUGUAUAUAUGAAUAUGUUGGAAUGACAUAACAUGGAUUUGAUUGCACACG
This is a messenger RNA of Abrus precatorius (Indian licorice), 1106 nucleotides long. Its product is annotated as dof zinc finger protein DOF1.4-like. The coding region runs from base 475 to 996 and encodes 173 amino acids. The record is from RefSeq and is a predicted model, not a curated record. Gene Ontology annotation, biological process: regulation of DNA-templated transcription. Gene Ontology annotation, molecular function: DNA binding; DNA-binding transcription factor activity. The transcript is spliced from 2 exons. NCBI's taxonomy places the organism in Eukaryota, Viridiplantae, Streptophyta, Magnoliopsida, Fabales, Fabaceae.